Messenger RNA from Branchiostoma belcheri (Belcher's lancelet), 886 nucleotides. Its product is annotated as probable ribosome biogenesis protein RLP24. The transcript is spliced from 6 exons. The record is from RefSeq and is a predicted model, not a curated record. Gene Ontology annotation, biological process: ribosomal large subunit biogenesis. Lineage: Eukaryota; Metazoa; Chordata; Leptocardii; Amphioxiformes; Branchiostomatidae. The coding region runs from base 71 to 559 and encodes 162 amino acids. Gene Ontology annotation, cellular component: nucleolus.
CUCCUCCUGCGUUGAAUUGUGGGUAAUAAUCACUUCCGUGGUGUGCUAGCGUGGAGAAAAUUCUGCAAAAAUGAGGGUAGAAAAAUGUUUCUUCUGUUCCAGUCCGAUUUAUCCUGGACACGGGAUGCAGUUUGUUAGAAACGACUGUAAGAUCUUCAGGUUUUGCCGCUCAAAAUGCCACAGAGCCUUCAAGAAGAAGAGGAAUCCUCGGAAGGUCCGCUGGACCAAGGCCUUCAGGAAGGCAGCAGGAAAAGACUUGGCUGUGGACGCUUCUCUAGAGUUUGAGAAGAGGAGGAAUGUUCCAGUCAAGUACAACAGGGAGCAAUGGAAGGACACAAUUAAGGCAAUGAAGAGAGUAGAAGACAUCAAGAGUAAGAGGCAGGCCCAGUUCAUUCUCAACAGACUGAAAAAGGGGAAAGAGCUGCAGAAGGAGGCCGACAUCCGGGAGGUUAAACAGAACAUCAGCCUCAUCAAGUCUCCUGCAGCUCGCACCCAGAAACUGGAAGAGAAGAUGGCACAAGUCAUCCAGGAGUCGGACCAGGAGAUGGCAGCUGAGUAAUGCUCAUCGUCAUCACAGAAGUUAACAACCCAGCUCGAACGUAACGCAGAGAGCAAGAAAUUCGCAACUCCUGCCAAUUUUUUGUAUUGUCGGAUUAUAGACUCACGAGUAGUCUAUAUGCUAAAACAGCAUUAUAAAUAGAUAUUAUAUGACUAUGACUUUGAACUAACCCUAGAUGAGAGCAUGGAAAAUUAGCGGAUAUUACUCUCCAAGCAGAGGUUGGUGGGGAAGAUUGUGGCCUUUCUAUCAUAUGCUCCGUUUUGUGACGUAGUGACAUUGAACAGGGCAUAUGAUAGGUAACAAUCUUCCCUACCAACCUCUGCUUGG